AAGAGAGAGACACUGAGACAGACAUUUCUUCUGUACCUGUUUGUUGUUAGGUUACUAGGCGUUACGUCAGUUCACUUUAUUGCACUGUUAACAUCUGCUCAACUGCUUUGAUGUGUCAUAUUGACGAAAUAUUCACGUAAAGCUGUAAAGAGAAAAUGCAAUCUUCCAAUAGUGAAAUCGAAGAAACUCUCAAACGAAUUCAGUCUCACAAGGGAGUAAUCGGGGUUGUCGUUAUUAACAAUGAAGGCAUUCCUAUCAAGUCAACUUUGGACAAUGCCACCACAAUUCAAUAUGCUGGUUUGAUCAGUCAACUUGCAGAUAAAGCCUGUAGUGUGGUGCGUGAGUUGGACCCAACAAAUGAUCUGACUUUCUUCCGUAUUCGAACCAAGAAACAUGAGAUCAUGGUUGCACCAGACAAGGAGUACAUGUUGAUAGUUGUUCAAAACCAGUCUGACUAAUUUUAUCCACUGUUUAAUUUACUAUGCUUUUUCUUGGUACAAGCUUUUUUCCUGUGUUGCCCAAAUAUUAAACCAUAAAGAUAAAGCAUAUGAAAUCAU
Daphnia pulicaria is the source of this 557-nucleotide messenger RNA. RefSeq names its product dynein light chain roadblock-type 2-like (gene robl). Lineage: Eukaryota; Metazoa; Arthropoda; Branchiopoda; Diplostraca; Daphniidae. The record is from RefSeq and is a predicted model, not a curated record. Gene Ontology annotation, cellular component: centrosome; cytoplasm; cytoplasmic dynein complex. Gene Ontology annotation, molecular function: dynein intermediate chain binding. Bases 156 to 458 code for a protein of 100 amino acids. Gene Ontology annotation, biological process: microtubule-based movement. The transcript has 4 exons.